UGCCGAGGGGGUGGUGCUCGUGAGCGCGCGAGGAACGGGGUCGGGGCGCGGGGCGUAACCCACGAGCCCGUGUGUGGCCCGCUGGCAGUGCCCCGACUGCUCCAGCGUUGAGGACGUCCAACAUCCUUUAGGAAAAGGAGUAAGUUGAGCUGAAGAGCUGAUUGACUGGGCGAGGCAAGGGCCCAAUUGAGGGAAGCACCGGAGAAGGAUGGAAUAAAGCGGGCCUGCAGGGCUUUCUUGAGGAACGAAGAUGGACACAGGAAUGGACUUCCCAGAACCUCUUCAAGGAAGGACUUGUUGGCCCAGCUUUUGAGAGUGUGGUAGUCCUUCCAGAUGUCAGCUCCUUCAGCAACGGCCUCAGCUUCAGAGAGUGGCCUCGCCUUCCCUCUGAGGAGCAGCAGCAUCCUGAGACUGAUGGGCGUGGAUGGAAGGACCUUGCUGUUUCUGGAACAACUCCCAUGAGCCAUCACUUCAGCUUCAGAGCUCCCUGUGGGCUUGACAGAGGCUGUCCAGCCUGCAUCGCAGCUCAGCUGCUCCCUCUGCCUGCUCCUCCUUCCGUCCACAGGUGUCAGUCUACAGCACAUUCCCUGAUAACAUUCUGAACUCGAAACUCCUCUGCAGAGUCUGCUUCCUGGAGUACCCAGCUACGACCCUGAGUGUAUUUCAGACCCAAGGACCGAGGAACUGACAGCUAUCAGGCCGUGUAACUCCCAGUGUAAAAAUCCACAGAUAAUCCUUAUCAUUAGUCUUUCUUUUCCAUCAAAGAGAGAAGCAACAUUUCACAGAGAUGGUCUAACCACAAUUUAAAGUCCUUCCCAUCCUCUGUUGACACUUUUGAGCCUCCGGAUUAAGAUCUCUAGGGACAGCAGAUUACAGUGCAACAAACAAAGAUUUUGGAAACAAACGAGGAUUUAUACUCUGGCUCUGAAAUUUACUGUCUAUGAUCAAAUCACAUAAUCUGGGUCUUUGUUUCUUCAUCCUCUACGUGAGGGAGCAAUUAACCUCUAAGGAUUUUUUGUGAAAAUUAAGGCAAUGCACUGCGGCUCUACAAAUUCUCUGGCUGCUGUUGGCCUCCUGAGUCCUCCCGCUCCCUCCAUUCUGGCAAACUGAACUUCUGGUAGGGACGGCUCUGGCACCAUUCACAUAUGGGUUUAUGGAACAAAGAAUCAAAAAUAACUUCAGCAACGAGAGAAGAGCCCCUGGAGGGGGUGAACAUCACCAGCCCGGUGCGCUUGAUCCACGGCACUGUGGGGAAGGCGGCCCUGCUCUCCGUGCAGUACAGCAGCACCAGCAGUGACAAGCCCGUGGUGAAGUGGCAGCUGAAGCGGGACAAGCCGGUGACCGUGGUUCAGUCCAUCGGCACAGAGGUCAUUGGCACCCUGCGGCCUGACUAUCGAGACCGCAUCCGCCUCUUCGAAAACGGCUCCCUGCUUCUCAGCGACCUGCAGCUGGCCGACGAGGGCACCUAUGAGGUCGAGAUCUCCAUCACCGAUGACACCUUCACUGGGGAGAAAACCAUCAACCUCACUGUGGAUGUGCCCAUUUCGAGGCCACAGGUGUCAGUGGCUUCAACCACAGUGCUGGAGCUCAGCGAGGGCUUCACCCUGAACUGCUCACAUGAGAAUGGCACCAAGGCCAGCUACACCUGGCUGAAGGAUGGUAAGCCUCUCCUCAAUGACUCACGAAUGCUCCUGUCCCCGGACCAAAAAGUACUCACCAUCACCCGCGUGCUCAUGGAGGACGAUGACCUGUACAGCUGUGUGGUGGAGAACCCCAUCAGCCAGGGCCGCAGCCCGCCCGUCAAGAUCACUGUAUACAGAAGAAGCUCCCUCUACAUCAUCCUGUCCACAGGAGGCAUCUUCCUCCUUGUGACCUUGGUGACAGUCUGUGCCUGCUGGAAACCCUCCAAAAAGUCUGGGAAGAAGAGGAAGCUGGAGAAGCAAAACUCGCUGGAAUAUAUAGAUCAGAAUGAUGACCGCCUGAAACCAGAAGGUGAGCUCCCAGCCACCCACUCACCCAUCCCAUCUUCACUCAGAUCAGUGGGCUGCUGGGAAAAGGCAGAACUGGGCCACAAGGAAGCCAGCUCUGCAGGGCCCCUUCCUCCACCAACUGCACGAAGACUGCAGAGCAGGGAGAGGAGCGGCCAAGCAGACACCCUCCCACGAAGUGGAGAGCAGGAGCGGAAGAACCCCAUGGCACUCUACAUCCUGAAGGACAAGGACUCCCCAGAGCCCGAGGAGAACCCCGCCCCGGAGCCUCGGAGCGCGACAGAGCCCGGCCCGCCCGGCUACUCCGUGUCGCCCGCCGUGCCGGGCCGCUCGCCGGGGCUGCCCAUCCGCUCGGCCCGCCGCUACCCGCGCUCCCCCGCGCGCUCCCCCGCUACCGGCCGGACGCACACGUCGCCGCCCCGGGCCCCGAGCUCGCCCGGCCGCUCGCGCAGCGCCUCGCGCACACUGCGGACUGCGGGCGUGCACCUGAUCCGCGAGCAGGACGACGCCGGCGCGGUGGAGAUCAGCGCCUGAGCCGCCGCGGGACGCCCCGGGGGGG
This is a messenger RNA of Camelus dromedarius (Arabian camel), 2547 nucleotides long. It is a transcript of the gene HEPACAM, whose product is annotated as hepatic and glial cell adhesion molecule. The transcript has 10 exons. Lineage: Eukaryota; Metazoa; Chordata; Mammalia; Artiodactyla; Camelidae. Bases 1146 to 2522 code for a protein of 458 amino acids. The record is from RefSeq and is a predicted model, not a curated record.